Messenger RNA from Apis cerana (Asiatic honeybee), 3821 nucleotides. RefSeq names its product T-box transcription factor TBX10. Lineage: Eukaryota; Metazoa; Arthropoda; Insecta; Hymenoptera; Apidae. Gene Ontology annotation, biological process: regulation of transcription by RNA polymerase II; cell fate specification; positive regulation of DNA-templated transcription. Gene Ontology annotation, molecular function: RNA polymerase II cis-regulatory region sequence-specific DNA binding; DNA-binding transcription factor activity, RNA polymerase II-specific. The record is from RefSeq and is a predicted model, not a curated record. Gene Ontology annotation, cellular component: nucleus; chromatin.
AUUCUCAAGUUUUCUUUCAAAAUUAACUUUAAAAAAAAAAAUAGAAAAAAUACAAAAGACUUCAACUCAAAAAAGCAAAACAUUGAAAAUCGAGAAUAGAAGUGAUGAAAGAAUAUAGAGAUUGCAGAAAUCGAUCGAAUUAAAUUAUCAAUUAUAAACGUUUGUUUGUUUACAAAGAAAGAGUGGAGAGAAGGGAAGAUCGGAGGGAUUUCUGCGAAGAAGGGGGAGGUAUACAGAGAAGACGACACCUUAACUUUUUCUCUUAUUAUCACGACGGGAUUACCGUUGCUCGAAAUUAACCCUGCAGCGUCGGGAGCGCGACACCUAGGUACGCGAGAUCCGUGCCUCGCCCCUGAGGAACGGUGCGCUACCGGUUCUACCCCCGUGUGUUUCGUCCACGAAGACUCCGCCUUUUGGCACGGGAUUCGGAGGAAGAGGAUGUACUCUGUUGCCAUCCCGUGAACGCGAGUCAGGCCAGCGUGGGUGUCCGCCAGCGGAGGAGGAUCCUCGGGAGACCCCUCCUCCCUCGUAAAAACUUUCCCUUCCUUCCGAUCCUUCCUCCUCCUCCUCCUCCUUCUCCACCGGUUCCUCGAUCGAGGUUUCACCACUUUGUGGAGUGGAAGACCGGCAGAAUGCAGAGGAGGAGAUUUCUGUGAGGGAGAGAGAAGGAGGGAGGGAGAGAGAGAGAGAGAGGGAGGGAGGGCGUACAGAUCGGAGAGUGAUGUGCCGAUGAUAAGCCAGAGAGAUGUAGUCGACUCGGGGGAGUUCUUUCUGAUUCAUCCGAUUCCCCGCGUUCACGCCGCGGCUUUAAGCCUUGUCAGCGUCCGGAUCUCGAGGUGAGGACAAGCCCUGUUGACGAGAGGUGUGAGAUCCCGUCGUCCGAGAUGUCGAGCAACCUCUGAUAUUCGCCCAGGAUCUCGAACCUCGCUGAUUGCCUUGAAACGCUUAAUGAGCGGUCACGAAAGAUAAGCAUUCUACGAAUCUCCGUUUCGCCGAUCUCUUUUUCCCUUUUCUUCUCCUUUCCUUUUUGCCUCAAACUCUCCACGGCCUCUCCACGCGUCUUGCUAUCUCUUACGCGUUAUUUUCUCGAGCCGAUUGUUUUAUGCGAAUCGAAGAGGGUUUCAGUUCCGCCGCCCCUCCUCCCCCUCCCCCUCCCCCGGAAGAAGAACAGUGUUCCCUCGGCGAGAAAAGAAAAAAAAAAUGGAAAAAGGAUCGUGAUUGAAAGUGCUUGAGAAAAGUUUUGUGCCUUUGUGAAAGUUUUUUUUUUGUUAUUCGUCCAGUGUAAAAGUAAAAUUGUGCGCGACCAAGAUCAGGAACAAAAGAGGAAAGUUCUUUCUUUCUUUCCUUCUUUUCUUCUGAACGAAAAAGAUAUAUAUAAAUUUUCAAACGUUGUUUAAAACGAUUAUACUAUACAUUAAAGUAAGAAAAUUUUCUUUAUCCUGAUUUCGAGUAAAUAAUUAAUAAGUGGGCAAAUCGUUUCGUUAAAUGCGACUCGAGAAUCGGGUAUAAAGAUGCAACAGCAGUAUGACCAACGACACGAUAUCACCGCCGAUUGUUGUUACCAACAAUGGAUUUCUCACCAUCAAAGCCAGCACGGUCAACCCGUGACGAAUUUACCGUCCCCGAUGCAACAAAUGGAAGCGUGUUUGCAAUCGGCGGGAAGGGUGAAGCGAUCCCGCAGCCCAAAUCUGUCCAAGGCAUCGUUGGCUGCCCAACCUACGAAUUCGACGCCCGUCUCCUCCUCGUCGGCCGUCGUCGAGUCACGUAGCAACGACAGCAACAACAACAAUCGUCAUCACGGCGAUCACCAUCCGGCCGAGAACGGCGCGAAUUCGUCGGAGGAGAUUUGCUCGAAGAGGCCUCUUCACCCCGCCCUUGUAGGCGCCGGGGCCGCCCUCGAAGCGAAACCACUUUGGGAAGAGUUUCAUCAAUUGGGGACGGAAAUGAUCGUCACUAAAGCCGGAAGAAGGAUGUUUCCUACUUUCCAGUGUCGAUUCUUCGGAUUGGACCCCGCCACCGAUUACCUCCUCGUCAUGGAUUUCGUACCUUGCGACGACAAGAGGUACAGAUACGCUUUCCACAGCAGCGCUUGGGUGGUUGCUGGCCGAGCCGAUCCUGUCUCACCCCCGAGGAUUCACGUGCACCCCGACAGCCCUGCGAGCGGAGCUCACUGGAUGAAGCAACCGGUCUCCUUCGAUAAGCUGAAACUCACCAACAAUCAGCUCGACGACAACGGGCACAUAAUCUUGAAUUCGAUGCAUCGAUAUCAGCCACGUUGCCACGUCGUGGUCGCACCUUCGCCACCCGGCUCUGCCCCUGAUCCACGGACCGAGAAUUUCAAAACGUUCACGUUUCCGGAGACACGAUUCACCGCCGUUACCGCGUAUCAGAAUCAUCGUAUCACGCAGCUCAAGAUCGCGAGUAAUCCCUUCGCGAAAGGUUUUCGGGAUUGCGAGUCGGACGAGUGCGAGCCGGUCGCUGUUGUUCCGGGGAUGCAAAAUCCGGCGAAGAGGGCCGCGACAGGAAGUGGCAGCGUUUUGUCGCCCAACUACGUAAACGCUAUACCCACAGUGCAAAUUCCAAGCAUAUCAUCGGGCCAAGAGCAUCAUCAAUUUUACGGAGCUACAGCAGCCGGGCCUUGGCCGUACGCGGGACACCAUGGACAACAUGGCGCGACUGCGCACAUGAAUUCCAUCCACUAUCCUCAUCAUACUCAUCCUGGGCCAUCAUUGUACCACGGGCCACGGUAAUUCGGAUUUUUCUGUCUCCUCCUCCCGAGAAUUUUCCCGAAAAUGACACGGUGAAAUUUGUGAAUCAUUUGUGAUCGUAGUUCGAGUAGUGGAUAAAUAAUUAUCUAUUAAAUUGUUUCGAAGCUGAAAAAGAAGAAGGAAGAAAGGAAGAAAGAAAAAAUUAAGAAGGAAGUUAAAGUUAUUAAAAUUGGAGAAAAUUAAUUGAUUCUCGAUCGAUACCAAAGUAACGUGAUAACAUGUCAGGUGAUAGAAGAUAAGUUUUUACACGAAGAAUGAAUGAAUUCAUAUACGAGUUAAUUUUUAAACGAGUUACGUUUAAAUAAGAUAUAUAAAAUAAAUGAACGAGAAACAUUCGUUCGAAUGUUUGUAUCGAAGAUGUAAUGUAAUGUAAAUUAGAUUUAAGGAUAUAGAGUUAUUUAAAUUAUACACGUAUGUAACGUAAGUGUCUUAUUAGGUUUGUAUGGAAAUAUGUAUUUAUUAUAUUUCUCGAGAUUCAAGAUCCCCGAGUAAAUAAUCGUUAUAAAUGUUAUAUCAUGUUGUAAACUCUCUAUUUAUUUAAAGAUACUUAUAAACUCGACGAUUCAUAUUAUUUAGAAUAUUUAUAAGAUUUAUAAAAGAUGAUUAUACAAAUAAUUUACUAGAGGAUCUUGUGAAGAUAUAUAUUAUAUAUAUAUAUACAUAUAUAUAUAUAUAUAUAUAUAAUGAAGAUCGACUGGCAUUCACGAUGAUAAAAUUGCGUGAUACAAAUCGGUUAGUGUCGUAGGUCCGUAGCGAGCCAGUCGAAAAAGAAAGUGCCUUUUGUAGGAGCAAAGUGCAUCUAUUUAUACAGGGUGUCUGAAAUGCCAAACGAGCUUAAAACGCUCUCGAGCCAAGACGGGAAAGUAAACGCACCGUGACAACCCAUGAGAGAAACUCGGCUAUUAAGUGCCUUAAUAAAUUAUUCGACAAGUAUCAUGUGUACCAUUGUGUUUCGAAACUUUUUUGCCUUGCUUAUGUUAAACAACAUAUUAAAAAAAAGAAAAAUAAGAGCUUUAUAUAUGAAAAUGAAAAAAAAAAUCUUAAUACCAAGUA